AUGCUCAAAUUGGGAGAGUAUGAAAAAUUCCCGAUUUACGUUAUGAAUUCAUCUGGGAGUGAUCGAUACAACACUAUAAGGGCUUUACAAAAUGUGAAACCAGUUGUAAUCAUUAUGUACAAUACGGAUCUUGCUGUUUUAAGACAAGUUGAGCUAUAUCAUGCACUCAAUAGUGAAUACUGUCUUUAUUUUUACUUGUUACAGUAUGCGGAAUCGACAGAGGAAGAGAGAAAUGAAGUCGAGAAUUUGCUAGUCAGUAGAGAGUACGAUACAAUCAGAGAAGAAGCCCCAAGACUAUCGGUUUCGACUUUGAAUGCCGGUGGAUUUGAGGAAGGAACAUUGCCUCCACCCAAAAUUAUCGUUGAUAUGCGAGAAUUUAACAGUGAAUUGCCAACGAUUUUAUACAAAAAGGGCUAUGAUGUGGUGGCUGCAACACUCGAGGUUGGUGAUUACGUUUUGUCGCCGGGAAUGACCGUUGAAAGAAAAGCUCUCGAUGAUUUGACCCAAUCUUUGCAAAGCGGUCGUGUGUUUAAACAAACUGAACAGAUGCUCAGACAUUAUGGAUCGGCCUUUUUGUUAAUUGAGUCAAACAUGCGUUUUGAGCUAAAAAUCGUCAAUGGAGGGCCAUUUCAGCUUAAUGCCUCCGAUCCGGAUAUCGAAAAAGCAAUAGCGCUUCGUGGUGACGAUGUGAAUGAAGAUGAUGAUCAAACGAAUCGAAACAAUGGCAAACUAAAUACAACUCUUUUACGUCACUUAUCGGAAAAACUGCCGAAGUUCAACAAGACUUUGGCUCAAAAACUGAUGAUCUCGGAUUCCUCGUAUGUUCAUCCCGUCGGUGCCGCUCAG
Molecule: messenger RNA, 846 nt
Organism: Mesorhabditis belari
Lineage: Eukaryota; Metazoa; Nematoda; Chromadorea; Rhabditida; Rhabditidae
Source: the annotation of a GenBank genome assembly